GAUGAAAUAAAGAUAGAUAAUCCUGCGAAAGGUCUUGAUGGAGAUAAAGGUCCUGUAGGGGAUACAGGUCUUUCGGGAGACAAAGGUCUUAAAGGCGAUACGGGUCCUAAAGGUGAUACCGGUCCUAAAGGCGAUACGGGUCUUAAAGGUGAUACGGGUCCUAAAGGUGAUACGGGUCCUAAAGGUCCUAAAGGUGACACAGGUCAUGAAGGAGAUACAGGACCUAAGGGAGAUACUGGUAAGAAAGGCGAUACAGGACCAGAAGGAGAUAUAGGCCCUAAAGGAGAUAAAGGUUCCAAAGGUGAUACAGGUUCUAAAGGAGAUAAAGAUUCGGAAGGAGAUAUAGGUCCCAAGGGGGAUAUAGGUUCUAAGGGAGAUAAAGAUUCAGAAGGAGAUAUAGGUCCUAAAGGAGAUAUAGGCCCUAGUAAUGAGUAG
This is a messenger RNA of Linepithema humile (Argentine ant), 435 nucleotides long. The record is from RefSeq and is a predicted model, not a curated record. Lineage: Eukaryota; Metazoa; Arthropoda; Insecta; Hymenoptera; Formicidae.